AUGAAACGUGAUCGGCUCGCACACGAUUCUGUCCAAAGCAACGAGAAGAGCGCCCGUCAAAAAUCUGAUGACGUCAGUGCGUCUAGCUCCUCCGCCGCUUCAACGGGGAGUGACAACUACGAUGUGUUCUUGAGCUUUAGUGGUCAGGAUACUCGCAAAACCUUUGCGGAUCACCUUUACAAUGACCUCUUCGAUGCCAGCAUCCGCGUGUUCAGAGACAACAAUGAGCUUCGCGAAGGUGAGAAGAUCGGCACCAACCUUCUCCAGGCCAUUAAGAAUAGUAAAAUCUCCAUCCCGAUUCUCUCUCAGAACUAUGCUUCGAGCAAAUGGUGCCUUCAAGAGCUCGUUGAGAUGACGAGUGCAUCAAAAGCGGGCACGUUGUUUUGCCCAUAUUUUAUCAUGUUGAACCGACCGUGUGCGAAACCAAACAGGGAGCUUUGGAGAGCUUUCUCCUGUUUAAGUAGGAAGUAUCCGGAAGAUGUUGAGAAAUGGAAAGUAGCACUUCAAGAAGUGGCUUCCCUUAAGGGAUGGGAAUCGGAGAAAACUGCUGACGGAAAAGUUUUGAGUGAGUUAAAGAAGGCCUUUCAGCUAGAUGUGACUGAACAUCUUGUCGGAAUCGAUAAUGCUGUGGAGAGUAUUUUAAGAUUGCUAGAUGAUAACCCUAGUGCUAUCCAAAUUGUUGGUAUUUAUGAAAUGGAGGGCAUCGGUAAGACAACUUUAGCCAAGGUCGUCCACAAUAAGCUCUCCGACCAAUUUCAGCAUCAUAGUUUUAUUGCAGAUAUUCGGGAAUCCUCGCGACGCGAUGGCAUUUUUAAUUUGCAAAGUCAAUUAAUACGUGAUCUGAAAGAGAAAGACCAAGCGUCUACUAAGGAUGAAGGAAUCAGCCUCUUGGGAUCUAGAUUUAAACGUAAGAAAGUCCUAAUUCUUCUAGAUGAUGUGGAUGAUAUCGAACAGAUCAGAGCUUUGAUUGGGAAAUAUGACUGGUUUGAGAUGGGAAGUAGGAUAAUAAUCACCACGAGAAGCAGGUCUGUUCUUGAUGAUGUUGGGGUCAACUGA
Molecule: messenger RNA, 1056 nt
Organism: Eucalyptus grandis
Lineage: Eukaryota; Viridiplantae; Streptophyta; Magnoliopsida; Myrtales; Myrtaceae
Product: disease resistance protein RPV1-like
Exons: 2
Coding region: 1-1056 (351 amino acids)
Biological process (GO): defense response; signal transduction
Molecular function (GO): ADP binding
Source: RefSeq, a predicted model, not a curated record